Messenger RNA from Styela clava, 1795 nucleotides. RefSeq lists its product as uncharacterized. Lineage: Eukaryota; Metazoa; Chordata; Ascidiacea; Stolidobranchia; Styelidae. Gene Ontology annotation, biological process: regulation of synaptic transmission, cholinergic; sleep; positive regulation of voltage-gated potassium channel activity. The record is from RefSeq and is a predicted model, not a curated record.
AUAUUGAUCACUCUAAGAAUAUCUCAAAUAUAUAUGACAAAUUAUUUUUCCAGUUAUUAACUUUAAAUUUUAGUUUACGCAACUUUUAUGAACAUGAAGACUUUUCUAUUGAUUGCCUCCUGUGUUAUGCUGUUUGGUAAAGGUUCUGCUAUCAUGUGCUACAACUGCACUUCCGUGUCAUUAUUUCCAGUCGAAGGUUGUGGAGACGGGAAGAAUAUGAUAGAUGAAUUUCUUGUGGAAUGUCCUGAAGAGAAACCUUACUGCUCUGUAUUACUUAUGGAUGGAGUAUUUCCAGGCUAUAAUGAUCCUAUGCGGACGUACCAGCGAGGCUGUUCUGAUUCGCUGAUGAAUAGCUGCUUCCCUUCCCCUGCUGGGUUUGACGGAACAAGCUGCUUCACAACUUGCAAAACAGACGGUUGCAACACGGAACAAACUACAAAACCGGUUGCCCGAGUAGCGACUCUUGCACCGCCGGUUUUCUCAGAAUCUGCGACGGUUCCAAAUCCAGAAUCCCCCAAAUCUGAAGCAAUGGUAACACCAGAGACCACACCCGAGCCAACAAGAAAACCAGAACCUUCUUCAACACCGGAGCCGGAGACAACUCCGGAACCCUCAAAACAACCAAAACCGGAACCGACAACUACUCCAGAAACAGCCGAUACUACGACAAAAAGCGACGCACAAAAAGUUGGACUCCAAAUUCACACAAUCAUUAAUUUAUUCGUCUGCAUAGUCUGCACAAUUUUGUUUACCGGGUUUAGAAGCAAUUAAUUUUUACGUUUUCGACUCCGGAUAAUCUGGUAACGGCAGAAGUCAUAAUGACAGACAAUUAUUCUACUAUGCCUGCUCAGUUUUCAAUAAAUCUAUAUAAAUCAAAGUUUAAGAAUCGAAUUUUUUUUAUGAAAUAGAAUAAUUUAGCAAAUACAGCAAUAUAAAAGUACUACCGUUACUUCGAGUACAAACUCGCAAAAAUCAAUUAGCAAGAAUUCCCAAAAUGGCGCCUGGCGCUCAACACUCGCUCGCGCGUAUUUUAAAAUUUAGCAAGAUUUAUAGGCCUCAACAGCCCAGUUAAAUUUGAAAACAAAACCAGAAGUAAUGGCAUGUGUAUGUGGCACUUUUGUCUUUAACUAUUGAAACUUUUUAGACCAUUAGUCGCAAUAGUUAAAGCUGUUUUAACCUGAUAACUUCAAAACAAGAAUAUGAAAAGCAACCAAAAGCCCAUUUACUUAUUUUCGUUUUGUUUUGUCUUGAUUCUUGCUGAUAGAAUUUGUGGAAUAGAGGCAAGUUUAAUAAUAGCAGCUGUAUUUCCAUGUGGAAAUGAAAUUUCACUAAUGUUAUCAACGUUCAUAAUUAGAGUAAAACACAAGAAAACGGUUUGUGGUUUUUAUAUUGAAAAUAUGAAUAUGGCUCUCUCAUUUUACACUAAAUUAUUGAAAUACGCUGUAUCCAACCUCAAUAUCUUAUUUAUGGGCCUAUUUCAGUACAAUAUAUAGGAUGUCCAUAAAGUCUUAGAAUUUUUCAAAAUUGCAAAGGGGAUUUAUCGAUACCAUAUAUUGUGUUGGCCCUCACUGAUGUAUUAAUUGAAAUAAAAACAAUUGAACAAUUACUGAUUAAAAACAACAAAUCUGUGUAAGAUAUAUUAAGAACUGAUUUCAUAACAAAACUAAAGUUGUAAAGGGAAUUUAUGGACACCCUCAUAAUACCGACAAUCAUUGUUUCAAUACUAGUGUUCUAUACUAUGCUGCUUUUGUAUGUAACCUAUUUUAUUGUCUUGAAUAAACUCAUGCCAUACAUA